GUAAGAAAAUAAGCAAAAGUCGACCUAUGCUCGUCCCUCAGAGACUACAGUGAGGAAGGAGCAAAACGAAGUGCCUUUUGGUGAUUUCAUCGAAUCGAAUCGAAUCGAAGAUGUUUCUCACAAGGACUGAGUAUGACCGAGGAGUCAACACCUUUUCUCCUGAAGGCCGUUUGUUUCAGGUUGAAUAUGCAAUCGAGGCCAUCAAGCUGGGAUCAACUGCUAUUGGGUUGAAGACGAAAGAGGGUGUGGUCCUUGCAGUUGAAAAGCGUAUAACUUCGCCGCUGCUGGAGCCUAGCAGUGUGGAGAAAAUUAUGGAAAUCGAUGAUCAUAUAGGUUGUGCAAUGAGUGGAUUGAUUGCUGAUGCUCGAACACUUGUUGAGCAUGCACGAGUGGAAACUCAGAAUCAUAGGUUCUCCUAUGGUGAACCGAUGACUGUAGAGUCAACAACUCAAGCUCUUUGUGAUCUAGCCUUGCGUUUUGGUGAAGGAGAUGAAGAAUCCAUGUCUCGACCAUUUGGAGUGUCUCUUCUCAUUGCUGGCCAUGAUGAGAAUGGACCUAGUUUAUAUUACACCGAUCCAUCUGGCACAUUUUGGCAAUGCAAUGCAAAAGCUAUUGGUUCAGGGUCGGAAGGUGCAGACAGUUCCCUGCAAGAACAAUACAACAAGGACCUAACUCUUCAAGAAGCCGAGACUAUUGCUUUAUCCAUUCUGAAGCAAGUUAUGGAAGAGAAGGUCACCCCCAAUAACGUUGACAUUGCCAAGGUGGCUCCAACAUAUCAUCUUUAUACACCCUCAGAGGUGGAAGCUGUGAUAAGUCGCCUAUGAUUUCCUUUUGCGUAAUUUGCUCUCUUCAACAUUUGUUUUCUAUCAUUGCUGCCUGUACGUCUAUUAAUUAGUUUUGCGCGGAAACUUUUUUUGGUGGAUGAUGCUACAUGUAGUGCUACACUUAAUUGUACCUGAUGCUUGAUUCUCGUGUCAAAUUUGCUGCAUUCAGUUUAGUUGAAUUUGAGGACCGAAAGGUUUCGGUGUUUGGGAAAAACAAUACAUUGAUGCUCUUAUUUCGCCUAUGAUUUCCUUUUGCGUAAUUUGCUCUCUUCAACAUUUGUUUCCUAUCAUUGCUGCCUGUACGUCUAUUAAUUAGUUUUGCGCGGAAACUUUUUUUGGUGGAUGAUG
Gastrolobium bilobum is the source of this 1172-nucleotide messenger RNA. Its product is annotated as proteasome subunit alpha type-5. Gene Ontology annotation, cellular component: nucleus; proteasome core complex, alpha-subunit complex; proteasome core complex. The transcript has 10 exons. Gene Ontology annotation, biological process: proteasome-mediated ubiquitin-dependent protein catabolic process. The record is from RefSeq and is a predicted model, not a curated record. The coding region runs from base 111 to 824 and encodes 237 amino acids. NCBI's taxonomy places the organism in Eukaryota, Viridiplantae, Streptophyta, Magnoliopsida, Fabales, Fabaceae.